Molecule: messenger RNA, 816 nt
Organism: Colletotrichum phormii
Lineage: Eukaryota; Fungi; Ascomycota; Sordariomycetes; Glomerellales; Glomerellaceae
Product: alpha/beta hydrolase
Exons: 1
Coding region: 1-816 (271 amino acids)
Molecular function (GO): hydrolase activity
Source: RefSeq, a predicted model, not a curated record
AUGCACGACUGGUCCUGGCAAGUCCCCUUCCUCCUAUCCCACAACCUCCGCGUCAUCUCCAUCGACAGCCGCGGCCAGGGCAAAUCCUCCGCCCCGCCGCCCGACCCCACCAUCCGCACCUGGCCCGGCCCCGAGAAAUCCGCCGACCCGGAGGUGAUAGACUACUACCCGCAAUCCACAGCCGAAGACAUGCUCGCUCUCCUAUCCCACCUCAACAUCACCAAAAACCUCGUCGUCGUCUCUCACUCCCUAGGCGACGCAGCGGGGUACUACAUCGCCACAUCCCGUCCGGACCUCGUAAAAGCCUCCAUCGGCGUAGACCCAAUCCACGCCUUCUCCAACGCCGUCCGCGAACGCGACGCCUACCUCUUUGACGAGCCCGACGCCAAGGACAAGAUCGUCCCGACGCUCGUCGAGUUCUUCAGCACAUACUGCUACUCUCCCGAAUGCCCAGCCUGGCAAAAGACAUGGCACCUCCGCCGCAUGGCGCAGUUCGACGGAGCCGUCAUGUACGCGCUCUGCUGGGGCGGCUGGGGCGACGCAGAGCACAGCUUGGGCAGGCAAGAGAACGCAGUCAAGGCCUUUGGAGGAAAGCUCAAGUGCCCGCGACUGACGCUGGGUUCGAACUAUUGGUAUGUCGCUACUGAUCGUGAGCAUCUGCCGAAGGGUGAUGAGGCGCUGGAUGAGAUCGUGUUGAUCGAGGGCAAGGGCCACUGGUUUCAUCAGCUCGAGAGCGAGGAGUUUAAUGGGCACUUGAAGAGGUGGUUUCAAAAGAUCGGCGUGCUACCGGCGGUAAAAGCAGGCGCGGCGUCAUGA